Molecule: messenger RNA, 376 nt
Organism: Drosophila nasuta
Lineage: Eukaryota; Metazoa; Arthropoda; Insecta; Diptera; Drosophilidae
Product: larval cuticle protein 65Ag1-like
Exons: 2
Coding region: 32-343 (103 amino acids)
Cellular component (GO): chitin-based extracellular matrix
Molecular function (GO): structural constituent of chitin-based larval cuticle
Source: RefSeq, a predicted model, not a curated record
AAGUCUUAAGUCCGCUGCACUCGAUCGAAGUAUGAAAUUUCUUAUCGUCUUUAUCGCAAUCGUCGCAGUCGCAAUGGCAUCAUCUGUUCAAGAGGAAACCAUCACAAACGAAUCCCAAGUUUCACCCGAGGGCUACACAUUCAACGUGGCAACAAAUAAUGGAUUUGAACAUAGCGCAGAAGGUAAAAUUGAUAAUGAGAACACAGAGCAUGGAAGUCUCGCUGUUCACGGACAUUUCAAAUAUGUUGGUGACGAUGGAGUGACCUACGAAGUCAGAUAUAUUGCCGAUGAGAACGGUUUCCAGCCCAUCGGUGCUCACAUUCCCCAACCUUUAGAUGAUUAGGUGUUGAAUAAAUUUACUAUAUUUCAUUCAUUA